AGGAGGAAACAAGGGACUAUGGUUGUAAGGGAGUUUCCUGCAAGAUAUUAUAAAGGGCUCUCCCUUCAGUUGAGCUACAGUGUUGGUCUGAAGGUGAAUGCCUGCUCCUCAUCCCUCUGACUGCUGACUGAACACAGACUCAGGGGAUUCUGAAGGCAUAGAGGCGCACAGUGUUUCUCGUCCCUGCUGGUCGGGGUACGAGUAGGGAGCUGGUCUCACCUAACUGAUGUGUCUGGGACACUCCAGUUUAUUUAUUCAAUCAAUUAAAUCCAGAUCCAGGCAAGCUUGAUGGACGUGUUGGGGGUUUACAGGGCAGACGGAAGGCAGACCAUGCGAGCUGAAGGAUAUGUGAAGGAGUUCACUCGCCACUCCAAUGAUGUGCUGCUGAAUUUGAACGAGCUCCGGCACAGAGGCAUCCUGACCGACACCACCCUGGUGGUCGGCAGUGUUCAGCUGCAGGCCCACUGUGCAGUGCUCGUCGCCUGCAGUGGGUUUUUCUACUCCCUUUAUUCCCACCGGGUGCUUCUUCAGGGGCGUGGAGGUGGAAGCAAAGAGCAGCUCAUGACUGUCUCUCUUCCCAGUACCCUGGACCCAUCCUGUGUUUCUCUGCUGCUUGACUUCAUGUACACCUCCCGCCUCCCUCUGACACCAAGCAUCGUCUCUGGGGUGCUGGCCGUGGCUGCCUAUCUGCAGAUGGACCAUGUGGCCGACACAUGCAGGGAUUUCAUGCAGCUGCAUUGCACAGAGAAUGUGGGUGCAAGACACCCCCAGAUGGAGCUGGACUCCAGUGUCUCUGUAGCCUUUGCUUCCCCUAAAGGACCUCAGCAGUCCCGACAGGCAGAUGCAGAAACAAGGUUCCCUGUUGUUGCAGAAGGCUCUCUAAAGCCAGGGGCUUUCCCGCCCUGCCAGCCCGGGUCAGACAAGGUGAAAGAACAUCCUGACUCACCCGUCCUAAACACUCGGACUUUAUCCCCAAACAGCCCAGACCGCUCCAGCUGCCAUCCUAACUCCCCCUCUGAAUCCAGCACCUGCAGCAAAAACCCUGAGAUUGAAAGCAAAGCCACACCAGACCCAAAGGCCUGCAAUUGGAAGAAGUACAAGUACAUUGUCCUGAACCCUCUCUGUGCUGCAGCUUCUGCAGUGAAAGUAGAGCAGCUGGAGGAGGUUCAGUGUCAAGAUUUGGCUCUCAAAGCUCCAACAGAGGCGUGGUCUGGAGAAGUGCCUGGUCAGAUUGAUAGACAGGGGCAGGCCUCCUGCUACAAGGGUUCUGGCCGAGCCCCUCCCCUCGGGCCACCUCCCUCUCUGGAUCUACCAAAAGUGUCUGCUUCACUCAAGAAGGAACAAGGCUCACCUGGCUUCAUUUUUCCUAAACUUCUUCCAUCUGAUCCAGAAGCUGCCAAAUUCAACCAACCUCCAAUCAAGUGUGAGAACCGCUACCUGCCCUUCCCUUACUCCACUUCUCUUCAGGCAACUAAAUCUGUGAGCUCAGGAGACAAACCAUACCGCUGCAAUGUUUGUGGGGCUCAGUUUAACCGACCAGCAAACCUAAAAACUCACACCCGCAUUCACUCAGGAGAGAAGCCUUACCGCUGUGACACCUGCGGAGCUCGAUUUGUUCAGGUUGCCCACCUCAGGGCCCACGUCUUGAUCCACACAGGUGAGAAGCCCUACCCCUGUCACACUUGUGGGACCCGCUUCCGCCACCUGCAGACGCUGAAGAGCCACUUGCGCAUCCACACUGGAGAGAAACCAUACUCUUGUGAGAAGUGCAGCCUUCACUUCCGACACAAGAGCCAGUUGCGUCUGCACCUCCGACAGAAACACGGAGCCAUUACCAACACCAAGAUCCGCUACAAGGUGCUGACUGAGCCCUUCCAGUCAGUUCUGCAGGCCUGCUGAGGAUCACAUCACUUACAGCCAAAUCUGCUCGAAAAUAUGAAACCUGGGAAAAGAAUCACUAGAUUUUUAAUUGACUUAGAUUACACAGUACUGAUUGUUAGAUUUGGACUUUUUCCUAAUUUGGAGAACAACAGUAUUUUUUUCCUACCUUUUUGAAAUAUUAGUUGGACAAAAAUCUGGACUGUAUAUGAAACCCGUACUUUAUCAGAAAUGUUGGGAUAAUAUUGGUAAAUGGAGAUGUGACAAAAAAGAUUGAAUGAAAGUGUUGAUGAAGGUUGGUGAAGUGAUGUAAAGAGAGGAAAAGGGGAAGAAAACAUUUUGUAGAAAGAUAUUGGAUGUGGAAAGAGGAAAGAGAGGAAAUGUAUGUUUAUUAGGAAGAUGGUGAGUGAAGGUUUUAAAUGUGGAAGAGCACUUCCUGAGUUUUUUUUUUUUUUUUUUUUACUCCUACAAUGUGUAUUUAACCUGAUGGCCUGGGGCCUAUAUAUAGUUUUUUUAAGACAUGUUUAAGAAGUUAUUUAUGCCCUUGGAGUUCAAGGAUUAGUUUGUACUGAAUAGAGAUAAGCCGGAUGAAAGUGAAAGAGAUGUUAUCGAUAAUGGCAUUUAAAAGAAACGUUUUAUAGCAAUUUAAAUUUGUAUUUGUUUGACUUCAUUUGCAGGACAAAUUUAAAUUAAAAGAAAUUUUAUAUCAUG
Cyprinodon tularosa is the source of this 2589-nucleotide messenger RNA. RefSeq names its product BCL6B transcription repressor (gene bcl6b). The coding region runs from base 289 to 1899 and encodes 536 amino acids. Gene Ontology annotation, molecular function: DNA-binding transcription factor activity, RNA polymerase II-specific; RNA polymerase II cis-regulatory region sequence-specific DNA binding; protein binding. Gene Ontology annotation, biological process: regulation of transcription by RNA polymerase II. Lineage: Eukaryota; Metazoa; Chordata; Actinopteri; Cyprinodontiformes; Cyprinodontidae. The transcript is spliced from 12 exons. The record is from RefSeq and is a predicted model, not a curated record. Gene Ontology annotation, cellular component: nucleus.